Molecule: messenger RNA, 926 nt
Organism: Camellia sinensis
Lineage: Eukaryota; Viridiplantae; Streptophyta; Magnoliopsida; Ericales; Theaceae
Source: RefSeq, a predicted model, not a curated record
AUUUUAUUAUUAUAAAGUAUAUAGGAUACACAUCAUAGUCUUUCCGACAAAAUUGUGCAUAUCCUGCCAUUAAUGUACGUGGUGUGUGGGUAACGUAUACAGGUUUCAGUGCCUACUCCAUCCAUACCUCAUCGUCUCCAUUUCGCCUCCUCUCCUCUGAAGACCCCAUAAUCGAACGAACGAACGACUGUGAUAUGAAGGCAUGCAAUUUGCAGACAAUCAAAUUCAUGCUCAAUCCCAGCAUCACCACUCUGUUCGUCCUAACUUUUCUCUCAGGUUUCUCUUCGUCUUUCAAGGAAGGACAGACAUGCGUGGCCGACCGAAACUGCAACGCUGGGCUACAUUGCGAAAUGUGCCUGGCUAGUGGAAUGAAACGGCCUCGAUGUACUCGAAUUCGACCAGUGAUUCCCACUUCCAAGGUGAAGGGGUUGCCAUUUAAUCGGUAUUCGUGGCUAACGACGCACAAUGCGUUCGCUCGAUUGGGAGAGAGGUCGGAUACGGGGUCUCUGAUUUUGUCUCCAACUAACCAGCAGGACUCCAUUACCGAUCAGCUCCAUGUAACUCUCUCUCUCUCUCUCUUCCCCACACAGUUGCCUGUUUGUUUGGCUUUGACGAUAUUUUUUGUUCUCGUGCUUGUUUUCUUUUCUAGAAUGCGUGAGAGGGCUGUGGUUCGAUGGUGGAGGUUGUGGAAUUAUUAUUAUUAUUAUUAUUUUAAUAUUUUAUGAAUUUAUUUUUAAUUGGACAAAUUAUACCGAUGAUUCCUAUAUUUUAUCUCUUUUGUCAUUUUAGUUCAUACACUUUCAAUUAACUCAAUUUUGAUUUUUAAUUUUAAAUUUUGUGUCGAUUUGGUCUACUAAAUUGGAUGAGAUUAACUCAUUAAAUUGAGUAAAUUUAUAAUUUUAUUUUUAAAAAUAUGACACAUGACA